CGAUUCUUUUCGCUGUGUCGUGUUUGCUUGUGCAUUUUUAGGCGCAUUUUCGGCAAUUUAAAUAUUUUUUGGUACUGUUCUUUGUGCGCAAGUGACAACGGAUGACGUGCGUUCGAUUGAUUUUUCGAUUAGUGCGUGUGGUGUGGUGAAAAUAGAAGCACAACGCUGACCCAAUUUCGAAUAUCCAUAUUUUUUUACCCUUCGCGGGUGGGGCAGGUGUGAAGGGGGAAACGAGACAGAACAAAAAUAAAUCCGAGCACCGCCUGCUGCUAUUCUCCGCGAUAUGCGGUUAGAAAGUCAUUCGUUUUGACAGUUCCUAUAUUCACCACUUUACAUUCGCGUGUGUUUACGUUCCUUUGGUCGUGUUUUUGAGUUCUGAUUUGAAACUAUUGAAAUCGCGCUGCAAAUAGAUAAGCACAAGCUGUCAAUGAUAAGAAGUCGGAGACUAGCGUUUUGUCCAUUCAGUGUGCAAAUUGGUGAAUAAUUCAUAAACCCUGGACGCGAGACUUUGGUUUCGAAAGAUCUUGACCCCGAAGCGGUUUGUGUGCUCCUCUAUAAGUUCAUUUCAAGGAAGAAAGUGAAAUAGCAGUAACCGUGCCCGUUCAACUGCUCAAUAAAAGGUGGAAAAACUUACAACCGAGUCAUGUGCUGCCGCCGAGACGAAACGGAAAGUGCAAUCAUUUUUCCUCGCGGUAAUAGCAGUUAGACACGACACGGUAGAUUCGCGUGUGUGCUGCUAACUUCAGCAAAAAUAUUACAUAGCUCAGACAGACUGCAACAAGCUAUGACCUUCCGGAUGGUAUCGAUUUCCCGAUUACGACGAGUGUGCCAUGAGUUCUUCCACCACCAGGACUGGUACCCGCCCCCAGCAACGGUCACGGCCUCGUUCCACGAAGGCAGCCAAACGUAUCCAGAGGCGGAAUCCCUUUGUUGUGACCGUUCCGCCGACUGUAAUGACGGUGGUGCGGGUCGUUAAACGAAGACUUCUUGUGUUCUAUCAGCUGAUUGUACGGUUCCUGCUGGUUUUUUGGUUCCGAUGUCUGGGUGGGGGUAGGGUUUUCAAUAGAGUUACAAACGGUGUAGCUGGGUUGAUGGGACGUACGCAUAGAAGCUUUUCGGAGACGACACGGGAACCGAUGGUUGAAGCAGUGGAUGUGGAUGUUGCAGAUAUGGAGGAUGGCACCGGCUCGUCGUCGUCGUCAUCGGGCACGGGCAAGGAUCAACUGCCGACACCGAAGCGGGUCCUCUACCCGCGCGAAAACGUCCAGAUCGGUUGGAAGGCCACCGGUCGCAAGUGGAACACCGGCGCCGGAAUGGUCAACGUCGGCAACACGUGCUACCUGAACUCCACGCUGCAGGCCCUGUUUCACGUUCCGGCCAUUGCCAACUGGCUCAUCUCGGACAGUGCCCACCGUGAGCAGUGCAGCGAUAACAUCAAUGGUCAGGGAUGCAUCAUUUGUGCCAUGGCCAAAACGUUGCUGGCAUCGCAGAGCAAUCAAAGCGCGAUAAAACCUUUUUUGGUCUACUCGAAGCUGCGGUUGGUAUGUAAGCAUUUGGUUCCCGGUCGUCAGGAAGAUGCCCACGAGUUCCUGCGCUAUCUGGUGGAAGCAAUGGAAAAGUGUUACCUAGCUCGGAUCAAAAACAGCAAAGAGCUUGACCAGCACAGCAAGGAGACGACCCCACUGAAUCAAAUUUUGGGCGGCUACCUACGGUCAGAGGUCAAGUGUGGUUCUUGUGGGCAUGUUUCUACCACCUUCCAACACUUCGAAGAUGUGCUGCUGGAUAUCAGGAAAGUCAGUUCGAUCGACGAAGCGCUCAAAAUGUACUUUGCCAGAGAGCACCUGGAGGAAAUGCAGUACAAGUGCGAAGCUUGUAAGCGUAAGGUAGCUGCUACGAAGCAGUUUUCUCUGGAACGGGCACCCUUCGCACUCUGCAUUCAGCUGAAGAGGUUUUCGAUGAUGGGUGGCAAGAUAAACAAGGUUCUCGAGCUAAAAAAUCGAUUGGACUUGACGCCUUACUCGUCCAAAUCGGCUGCCUCGAGCGGCAAACUAACGUACAAGUUAGUUUCGAUGGUGACACACCUGGGCAAUACGCAGCACUGCGGACAUUACACGGCAAUCGGAGGUACCGAAAGUGGAACCUAUUACGUAUUUGAUGACAGUUCGGUUAGGCCUAUGUCGAUGCAGCAUGUCACCAGCACCAAUGCGUACAUACUAUUCUACGAAAUGGAAAGUGUUCAAAACGGGAUUAAACCAAGCGCCAGCAGCACUGCCACGUUGGCUUCGUUUGCCAACGCAACUGGGAGUUCGUCCACCGGGAAGGUCGGGAGUAGUGGCGAAGGUAGAAACAGCUCCAGUGGAGCCUCUUCGAACGCGUCGCCCCUUCGAGCUCAUGGGUCUGGCAGCAACUCUGGCCACAACCCUCUUUUCCCGAGCAAGCUGGAAAACAGGCCACACUUUAUUGGGCCAGUGUUGCCGCAGCAGACGGCGGAGAAAACCAAAAAGUUGGUUAACGGGUUGAUUCACCUAUACAACGAUAAGGAGGACGAAGGAGAGGUCGUGACAUCCACCUCCUCCAGAGUGUCCCCAAUCUCAUCGAGCACAUCGUCCCUAUCCAAUCCCUCGCCGGUCAAGCAAUGCGAUUUGAACAGUCCUUCCACCAGUGGCGGCAAGCUCGUACGGAACCUUCAAGCGUCAAGUGUGAAGAGCAAAUUCGGCACGACCAUCACCUCCAACGGCAUGGCAAACCCAAGCAGCAGCAGUCACAACGGUAGUUUUAAGCCUUCAUCAUCAUCAUCCACAGCUUCUGCUUCUUCUUCUAUUACUACAAUGCCAUCAAUGCCUAAACUUUGCAAUAGCCCUGCAGCUGCGAAGAACUACUCCGGUGAAGCCGGUGAGCCUUCCGCUCUAUCCUCGACCGUCAAGGGUGCUGGUUUCCCUGGACACUCGAAGAGCAGCAACAUCCCGAACGGCCACCAAAACGGCAGUAAAGCGGUUAGUCUAGUUCCUUACGAUGCCGAUGACGACGAGGAAGAUGACGGUGUUGAUAAUGAUGGUAGUGGGGAAGAGAAGAAGAACAGAAGUGCCGCCGGCGGUGGCAAGAGGCGAAACGGACGGUCCACAGCGGAUGACGAGGACGACGAUGAUGAUGAUAGUGAUGAGGACGUGGAACGGAUACGGUCGCACGUCCUGCUUGGUCCGGGCGUAUGCAACGGCAAGCAGCAACGUCCAUCGGAACCUUCCGAACAGGAAUAUUCGCCAAAGUCACCUCCCGUAAUCAAAACGAAAGCCGGUCUCUGGAAAGUGAGUGACAAUCGUCCGCAGCCCAGCAGUAGCAGUAGCAGUAACAGUGCAAACAGCAGCAACAACACUUCGCCCGCCACUUCCGGUAACUCCUCUCCUGCCAACUACAGUCACGUGAACGGAAACGGUGGAAGCGGUGGUCCACUGGCGUCUGGUUACCAGCCGAACAACCGUCAGUACAAUGGCUUCAAUGGUUACAACCACAAUGGUAAUGGUAACCAUAGCAACAAUCGGAACGGCAACGACGUCGUCAGUCAGCUGUAUCAGUUUUCACAUCGUGGCUACGGAGCUCCAGUCCGUAGCUGGAAUGGCCAGCAGACGAACAUGGACCGGGAGCUGGCGAACGAGCGACGGGAGGACAGGAAGCGUCAGUUGGAAGACGAUCACGACACCGAAAUGGAUCGAGGUCGGACGAAGAAGAUGAAGACACACUUCCAACAUGGUCGCGAUCAGCAGCGAAACGGAAUGCAGCAGCAACAGCAGAAUCCAUUCCAGAGCUAUCAGAACCACCAGAUGAUGAAUGGAGUCAGCAGCGGUGGAAUCAGCAACAACAACAACAACCGCAACAAGUGGAACAGCAACAACAAUAAUAAUAAUAAUAACAACAACAACAGCGGAUUCGGAGGCAAAUAUCAGUACCAGAAUCGGGGAGGAAACAACUACUACCACAAUGGGAACCAUCCCCGGAAUCACAACGGGUUUCGCAAUGGACGUCACGGACGCAAUGGAUUUUAUAAUAAGUCUCAUCACCAUCAUCAGCGUGACAAAUUUUAAUCUUGGUCGUAAUAGUGGCAAUGCACUUUCUUCCAAUCCUCCUCCCGUCUCUUCUUCUCAUCCUUCCAUUAUUUUCAUUAUUAUUUGUUGUAUAAAUAUGUAAAAUUAAGGAAGAGUAUACAAUUCCUUUUGAAAAUGCGAAUUAACGCAAUCGAAGCUGUAUGUGUUUAUGGAGGAUUUUGAAAAAUUGUCCCAACCCCGCGUUUUACCCAAGAAAUCCACCAGAUGAAGCAUUUUUAAGCGAGCGAACCCGUUUGUGUUAACCGAAAAGCCUGAGGUAAAUUUGUGUAAAUAGUUUACUAGAAAUCUUGUAGCUCUUUAUAAUUGCACUUUUAUUAGUGGUAGUAGUUAUCUUAAUUCAUAGGAUUUACAAAACAAAUAAAUAUGAAGAAGACAACAAAACAGUUGGAUCGAUAGCGUUGGCAAAAGGCGGAAAUGGUGUUGUAAAUAGUGCAGCAAAUGCAACUGCAGCGAAGCAGGUAUAAGAACAGUUUAUGAAAAUAUACCUCCUGAAUAGAAGUUCUCUAACCGACGAUGAAAGAGACAUGAAAUAAAAAAAAAAAAACAAAUACAUUUAUACAUGCAAUUA
Messenger RNA from Ochlerotatus camptorhynchus, 4665 nucleotides. It is a transcript of the gene scny, whose product is annotated as scrawny. Gene Ontology annotation, cellular component: nucleus; cytosol. Lineage: Eukaryota; Metazoa; Arthropoda; Insecta; Diptera; Culicidae. Bases 831 to 4076 code for a protein of 1081 amino acids. Gene Ontology annotation, molecular function: cysteine-type deubiquitinase activity. Gene Ontology annotation, biological process: regulation of apoptotic process; protein deubiquitination. The record is from RefSeq and is a predicted model, not a curated record. The transcript has 4 exons.